Molecule: messenger RNA, 1062 nt
Organism: Pediculus humanus corporis (human body louse)
Lineage: Eukaryota; Metazoa; Arthropoda; Insecta; Psocodea; Pediculidae
Exons: 4
Coding region: 1-1062 (353 amino acids)
Biological process (GO): protein folding; positive regulation of ATP-dependent activity
Cellular component (GO): cytosol
Molecular function (GO): ATPase activator activity; protein-folding chaperone binding
Source: RefSeq, a predicted model, not a curated record
AUGGCUAAAUGGGGAGAAGGAGAUCCGCGUUGGAUUGUCGAAGAAAGGCCGGAUGCCAUUAAUGUAAACAACUGGCAUUGGACGGAAAAAAAUGCUUGCGGAUGGUCGCAAAGUAAAUUUAAAGAAUUAUUUAAGGAUCUUAAAAUAGAAAAUGACGCGAUUAAAUGUAAAAUAACCGAGAUAGAUAAAUGUAAUGGAGAAGCCGUAGCUAAUAAUAGAAAAGGAAAAUUAAUAUUUUUCUACGAGUGGGAUAUCACGUUAAAUUGGAAAGGAAAGUUGACAAGUGAUGGAGAAAAAUCGGUGACAGGAACUAUACAUAUUCCCAAUCUUAGCGAAGAAAAUGAAAUCCAUGAAGUUGAUGUUAUGUUUACCGUCAAUGAUUCCUCUCUUGAAGCUACAACCGUUAAAGAUAUACUUAAAGAAUGUGGGACACCUAUAAUUAGGGAUAAAUUAAGUAAAUAUGUACAGGGUUUAAAAGUAGAGUUCUCUCAAGGUAUGAUUUUGCCAAGGAAGGAUAGCGAUGAAAAAACCAAGGACAGUAUUAAUAAUGUAACAAGUGGUCAUGACACUAAAGUUCAAGUCAAAAAUUCCAUUUCAAAUUCAGAAUUGAAUUCAUCUGCUAAAAACAAUGAGUUUGUUAAAAAUGAUGGAAAUAACGUUAACACGACUAAAUUAAAGAUGACACGAAACUUUCAAUGCACCGGUGAAGAAUUAUACAGAGCGCUUACCUGUUAUGAUUUGGUUGUAGCAUUUACACACGGUCCAGUUAAAUUAGAUCUGCAAAAGGGUGGAGAAUUUGAGCUUUUUGGCGGUUACGUUCACGGAAAGUUUAUCGAAAUUGUACCAAAUUUAAAACUUAUUCAAUCGUGGCGUUUAAAAAGAUGGCCGGAGGGUCAUUAUUCAACUGUGACAAUUGAAAUUCGUCAAAAACAGGAUCACACCGAACUAGAAGUCCUUCAAACAGGAGUUCCUGCUGGAGAAGCUGAUGCAACAACUGAAAAUUGGGAGCGUUAUUAUUGGGAUGCUUUAAAAAGAACUUUCGGGUUUGGAUAUUUUUUAUAA